AAUUUCAACUGAAAACCGAAACAAAACCAAACAAUUUCAACAAAGUCGCGCGUGCGUCGUGCGAGUUGAGCAAAGUUUUGAAAUACCAAACGCAAAAUUGUGAAAUACAAAUAAUGAGUGUUUGAAACUGCAUUAAAACCGUAAUCAUAAACAGUGUUGUUUAAAACCGAAACUAACCGGAAAAGUACAAUAAAUUUAUUGAAGCACUUUGUUUCAACGUAAAUCAACCAAAAUGGUACGCAGCUUGGCACAGUGGACCAAAACGUUGAGUUUCCCCUCACGCUUGUCGCCCAAUCGCAAUUCCAAGGAUUGCUCAACACUGGCCAGCCCAGUGCCGCCGCCAACGCCGCCGCGCAACAAGACCAAAGGUCACAGCCACUGUGCCACAUCGCGCAGCACCUCCUCCACCGUGUCCUCGUCGCAUUCAUCGGCCGCUUCGCACAAUUCACCAACGCCGGGCAACAACAACAACAACAACAACAUCAACAAUAUGCCCAUCACGGAACUGGAACAGAUCAUUUAUCCCGGUCCAGAUCCGAAACAGGCCAUAAUGGGCUCCCUGGUCUUUUGCAUACACCACAAGCAGGGCUGCAAGUGGUCCGAUGAGCUGCGCAAGCUGAAGGGGCAUCUGAACACGUGCAAGCACGAUGCCACACAGUGCCCCAAUAAGUGCGGCGCACAGAUACCGCGCAUCAUGAUGACGGAUCAUUUGCAGUAUACAUGCACCAUGCGGCGCACUCGCUGCGAAUUCUGCCAGAGCGAAUUCUCGGGCGCCGGACUGGAGGAGCACAACGGCAGCUGCGGCCAGGAGCCGGUCUACUGUGAGGCCAAGUGCGGUCAGCGUGUGCUGCGCGGUCGCAUGACACUGCACAAAUCGAAGGACUGCGCCAAGCGCUUGCGUCGCUGCGCCCACUGCCAGCGCGAAUUCUCGGCGGACACGCUGCAGCUGCACGCGGCCCAGUGUCCGCGCACCCCGUUGGCCUGUCCGCAGCGCUGCGAUGCGGGUCCGAUAGCACGCGGCGAACUGGAGGCGCAUCUGCGCGACGAAUGCCAGUCGCUGGCGCUAGCCUGCAGCUUCAAGGAGGCCGGCUGCCGCUUUAAGGGACCGCGCCAGCUGCUGGAGGCGCAUCUGGAGAGCAGCGCCGCGGCGCAUUUGUCGCUGAUGGUGGCGCUGAGCACGCGCCAGGGUCAGCAAAUACAAAUGCUCAAGUCGGCGGUGUCGAAGCUGUCCAUCAACUAUACAGGCACGCUGCUCUGGAAGAUUACCGACUGGUCGGCCAAGAUGAACGAGGCACGCGGCAAGGAUGGCCUCGAGCUGGUCUCGCCGCCAUUCUAUACCUCACAGUACGGCUAUAAGCUGCAGGCGUCCAUGUUUCUCAAUGGCAACGGACCCGGCGAGAAUACCCAUGUCUCCGUAUACAUUAAGGUGCUGCCGGGCGAAUAUGAUGCGCUGCUCAAGUGGCCCUUCUCCCACUCGAUAACAUUCACGCUGUUCGAGCAGGGCGCCCAGAGCGGCCAGGGCGGUGUUGCCGAAUCAUUUGUGCCCGAUCCCACCUGGGAGAACUUCCAGCGGCCAUCGAAUGAGCCCGACCAGCUGGGCUUUGGCUUUCCACGCUUCAUCUCGCACGAGCUGCUGCACAGCCGACCGUUCAUCAAGAGCGAUACGGUCUUUCUGCGCGUCAAGGUCGAUCCCAGCAAGAUUGUCGCCGUCUAAGGAGAGCUCGCACCGUUUCCUGGAGCCUUAAGCCUGAACACUCGACUUUCUUAAAUACCGUGUAUUUGAAUGUGCGAGAGUGUGUAUACCCGACUGGGCCUGUGUACAUAAUAUUUAAGUAAGCGUUUGGCUUCGGGCGUUGUUAGCCGCUUGGUUCUAACUGGCCUUUGAAUGCUGAACUGCCACGCCUACCGCGUAAUAGUCAUAUACCUUAUAUACAUACAUAUACAGACACACAUAUAUAUAUAUAUCUAUAUAGGUUUUUGCAGUGCUGGAAUUAAACCAAAG
This is a messenger RNA of Drosophila novamexicana, 2002 nucleotides long. RefSeq names its product TNF receptor-associated factor 4 (gene Traf4). Lineage: Eukaryota; Metazoa; Arthropoda; Insecta; Diptera; Drosophilidae. Gene Ontology annotation, molecular function: zinc ion binding; protein binding. The record is from RefSeq and is a predicted model, not a curated record. The transcript is spliced from 2 exons. Gene Ontology annotation, biological process: regulation of apoptotic process; regulation of canonical NF-kappaB signal transduction; tumor necrosis factor-mediated signaling pathway. Bases 233 to 1714 code for a protein of 493 amino acids. Gene Ontology annotation, cellular component: plasma membrane signaling receptor complex.